AUGGAUAUGGAUGAGAAGAAAUAUUCAAGCAGCAUUCACGUUGAGACCCCGGGGGUGCAACAAGCUGUGUGCUUCGAAAACCUUUCCGUUGCUGAGACAAGUCAACUAGAGAAAAAAUUGGUCCGAAAGAUUGAUCUCCAUCUGAUUUCUGCGCUUUUUUUGCUCUUCAUUUUCAACAUCCUUGAUCGCUCCAACAUUGCAAAUGCACGACUCGGCGGUAUGCAGACCGAUUUGGGGUUGAACGACACUCAAUAUCAGACUACAGUGGCAAUCAUGUUUGUCGGUUACUUGGUGGGCCAAAUCCCUAGUAACAUUAUCCUCACUAGAGUGAGACCAUCUCGUUACAUUCCGGCCGCCAUCUUCGUAUGGGGUGCUAUUUCGACAUGCACUGCUGCCGUUCAUAACUUCACUGGUAUCAUGUUGGUCCGAGUGCUUUUGGGCUUUGCAGAAUCUCCGUUCUUUUCUGGUGCCCUAUUGUUGAUUAGCUCUUGGUACAAGCCAUCCGAGAUUGCACCGAGGGUUGCGAUCAUGUACUGUGGCAACAGUAUCGCCAAUGGCUUCGGUGGUAUUCUUGCAGCAGGUGUAUUGAGCGGUCUCGAUGGAGCUCAUGGUCUUGCUGGUUGGCGCUGGCUGUACAUCAUCGAAGGAGCCGGUACUAUGGUCGCCGGUGUUCUUGCUAUUUGGCUUCUUCCAGACUUCCCACGCUCUGGCAAGCGAACAUGGUUGACAGAUCAAGAACAACGAUUUGCCGAAUGGCGUCUUGCUCGCGAUGCCAACGAUGAAAUUGACGAGAAUGGGUCUAUCAAAGAGGCUCUUAAAGAUGCAUUCACGGACCCAAAGGCAUGGGCAUUGGUUUUGAUUCAGAUAUGCCAGUUGUCAUCUCAGACAUGGACAUACUUUUUUCCUACAAUCGUCAAAACGCUCGGCUUCAGUACUAUUGUGACCCUCCUCAUCACUGCCCCAGUAUACAUUUUUGGCUUUUGCACUUCGCUUGGAAACUCUCUAAUCGCGAGUCGCACAAAUUACCGAUUCCCCCUAAUUGUUUGGCCACUAUUGAUCGACAUUGUAGGCAAUGUCAUGGUCAUAUCAAGCCACAGUACUGCCGUCCGGUAUACAGGGAUGUAUCUGAUGUGCGCCGGAUCAUACUCGGCGUUCAAUGUGGUCCAAGCCUGGAUUGCAAGCACGAUCCCUCGUACCAGAACAAAGCGAGCCAUUGUAUAUGCAUUGGUGAAUGUGUGCGGCAACUCGUCUAAUAUCUAUGGCUCUUACUUCUUCCCCAGUCGGGAUGCACCUAUGUUCCGGCCUGGAGGUAUUAUCUUGUCCUCCUUUGCUGCGGGGGGUAUGGUUUUUGCUACGCUGUUAGGAUUGUACCUGAUACGUCUGAAUGCCAAGGCAGCCAAAGAAGAGGAGCGGGAUGGCGUACUCAGAUAUAGAUAUCUCUGGUAG
Molecule: messenger RNA, 1446 nt
Organism: Talaromyces amestolkiae
Lineage: Eukaryota; Fungi; Ascomycota; Eurotiomycetes; Eurotiales; Trichocomaceae
Exons: 6
Coding region: 1-1446 (481 amino acids)
Biological process (GO): transmembrane transport
Cellular component (GO): membrane
Molecular function (GO): transmembrane transporter activity
Source: RefSeq, a predicted model, not a curated record